Molecule: messenger RNA, 870 nt
Organism: Andrographis paniculata
Lineage: Eukaryota; Viridiplantae; Streptophyta; Magnoliopsida; Lamiales; Acanthaceae
Product: CASP-like protein 1F2
Exons: 3
Coding region: 72-620 (182 amino acids)
Source: RefSeq, a predicted model, not a curated record
CCUUGUAAACCACCCACCAUUUCCAUUCGCAGUCCCAUUCUCUUCUCUUUUGCUGACAGCAUUAUUAAUUAAUGGCGACCGCUGUAGAAAAACCCAACUUCGUGUUUCCUGAUAAAUUCCAUAAGCCUUUGUUUGCAGCACAGAUUUCUCUGAGGGUUUUGGCCUUCGUAGCUUGCCUUGCUGCAUCUUCCAUUACUCUCGCCAACAACCAAACCGCUACAGCUUUCGGCGUCGUCGCUCAUGCCAGAUAUAACUAUUCCCCCUCUUUCGAGUUCUUUGCAUAUGCGAAUCUGGUGGUGUGCGUGUUCACGAUUCUGUCGCUCGUUCUCGCGGUUAAUAUGGCGAAGAGAGUAGCGGUGGAUCCUGCGCUGUAUUUCUACAUGUUCGUACAUGAUUUGAUGAUGACGGUGGUGCUGAUGGCGGCGUGCGCGGCGGUGACGGCAGUGGGAUACAUCGGCAAGUACGGCAACAGCCACGCAGGGUGGAUGCCUAUCUGUGCCUACUUGGAGAAGUUCUGCCAGCGAGCUACGGCGGCGUCUGUGCUCGCCUAUUUUGGGUUUCUCUUCUACCUUAUCUUGGCUCUUGUUUCUGCUCAUCGCUCUCGCCAUAUCACCCUCUGAUCUGAUCACAUGCUUUCUUUCCUUAUUACAUGUCAAAAAAAAAAGCUUAUAAUUUAUAUGUAGUUUGAAAAGUUUGCACAUUUGUUCCUCGUAAUUUAAGAGUUGUAUGUUAUUAUUGUCUUCUCGUUACAAAAAACAUUGCACAAAAUCCCAUUUUUUUGGGAUUUAGUGGAAUGUUUUAAAACAUAAGUACAAGUCUAUUGUAAAUUAUAAACAAAUUAUGUCGACUCUAAGGGUCUUAUUUACUUUU